Molecule: messenger RNA, 846 nt
Organism: Tigriopus californicus
Lineage: Eukaryota; Metazoa; Arthropoda; Copepoda; Harpacticoida; Harpacticidae
Exons: 3
Coding region: 47-625 (192 amino acids)
Source: RefSeq, a predicted model, not a curated record
GGCCUCGAGCUUUUCAAAGGCGGGCGCCAAUUACCCCCAAAAUCAAAUGGGUAGCUACUCGUCUCAUUACAACAUGGACUUGCUUCGUUUGAGUCGACCCCGUCACCAACCCCCGUUUCCCAACACUCCCACCGAACCCUUGUUUCCCUUCCCGCCCCCUCAAGGACGGGUGUCUGGCGGCGGAGUCGGAGGCGGGGUCGGGUAUUACCAGGCCAGACCGGACCCGUAUUACGGAGGCAUGAGCCGGGAGACGUAUUCAGCCCUCUACCGUGAUGAUUACAUGAUGCAUGCGGCUGCGGCUGCUGUGUAUCGGGCGGAAUUGGCGGCGGCGGCUGCGGCUCUGUCGCCGCACGCUCCUCCAAGAAGCUACAUGAGCUACUUGGCCAAGUUUAAUAUUUUUCCGGGAAUGGCAAGUGGUGGUCCAAGAGAAGAGAGCUUCCAUGGAAGGUCCCCGAAUUUGUUCAGCAAUGAGGCCGCUGUGCCUGCGAAUUCUCCUACAGAGUCCUCCAUGAGGUCUGCCACGAUUCGCUCGGCCGCGGCAGCCGCCAUUUCUCAAUUGAGUGGCAAGGCCAACAAGAACGGGAUCCAGAGCCAAAUGGGAUCGGAUCUGGGAGAUUUCUAUUGAAGCGAGAUCUGCGUUGAUUGGAAUUUGAUGGCUCCAGAGGAGUUCUCGAGAAAAAUUCGUGGUUUGGUGUGACGUCCAAGAUCGUUCCCAAGAAUUUCAUUCAUCAGUUUUUAUGGAAUCUCUGUCGCUAUUGGAACAAUACUGUCCGAUUCUAUGUAUGCGUUUUUUCAUCUGCCUAUGGUUGGAAGCAAAAUAUACCGUUGGAGAUUUCUGUCUUUUAA